Fulmarus glacialis (Northern fulmar) is the source of this 1087-nucleotide messenger RNA. Its product is annotated as glycine--tRNA ligase {ECO:0000250|UniProtKB:Q9CZD3}. Lineage: Eukaryota; Metazoa; Chordata; Aves; Procellariiformes; Procellariidae. Gene Ontology annotation, cellular component: mitochondrion; cytoplasm. The annotation marks the transcript as partial. Gene Ontology annotation, biological process: mitochondrial glycyl-tRNA aminoacylation. The record is from RefSeq and is a predicted model, not a curated record. Gene Ontology annotation, molecular function: glycine-tRNA ligase activity; ATP binding. The transcript has 7 exons.
GGUUGGAUUGAGAUUGUUGGCUGUGCUGAUCGUUCCUGCUAUGACCUCUCCUGCCAUGCCCGUGCCACCAAAGUUCCUCUUAUAGCUGAGAAGCCUCUCAAAGAACCUAGGACAGUCAACAUUGUUCAGUUUGAGGCAAAUAAGGGAGCCAUUGGCAAAGCUUAUAAGAAGGAUGCAAAGGUGGUGAUGGAAUACCUUUCCAUGUGUGAUGAGUGCUACAUCACUGAGAUGGAGCAGCUGCUCAACGAGAAAGGGGAAUUCACUGUUGAAACUGAAGGGAAAACUUUUAAAUUAACAGAGGACAUGGUUACUGUGAAGAGAUUUCAGAAAACAUUACAUGUGGAAGAAAUCAUCCCAAAUGUAAUUGAACCCUCAUUUGGUAUUGGGAGGAUCAUGUACACAGUGUUUGAACACACAUUCCACAUCCGGGAAGGAGACGAGCAGAGAACGUUCUUCAGCUUCCCAGCUGUUGUAGCACCGUUCAAGUGCUCUGUUCUUCCUCUAAGCCAGAAUCAGGAAUUCAUGCCUUUUGUCAAGGAAUUAUCUGAAGCACUCACCAGGAACGGCAUCUCUCACAAGGUGGAUGAUUCCUCUGGAUCCAUUGGCCGGCGCUAUGCCAGGACUGACGAGAUUGGUGUGGCCUUCGGGAUCACGAUCGACUUUGACACCGUUAACCGGACGCCUCACACUGCCACCCUAAGAGACCGCGACUCGAUGCGCCAGAUCCGAGCUGAGAUCUCUGAACUUCCUGCCAUCAUUCGUGACCUGGCGAACGGUUAUCUAACUUGGGCUGAUGUUGAGGCAAAGUAUCCACAAUUUGAGGGACAAGAGACUGGCAAAAAGGACACAAUAGAGGAAUAAAGAAAAGGACCUGAAGUAAAAUCCCGUCAAAUGUCCACUUUUUACUGUUCAUGUUAAUAUGAAAUAAACUUAUCAUGUAUUAUUCAAAGCUGCAUUGUUUGUGCAUACAGGGACUAUUUGGUUUUUUUCCUCAAUUGCUGCCCGAAUUUAACUUUAAAAACUGAAAUAAUUGCAGUCCAAGUUAAAGGUGUUACAAAUAAAAACGCCAUUAUAUAUGCCUGCUUCU